This is a messenger RNA of Acanthamoeba castellanii str. Neff, 1644 nucleotides long. RefSeq lists its product as uncharacterized. The record is from RefSeq and is a predicted model, not a curated record. The coding region runs from base 1 to 1644 and encodes 547 amino acids. Lineage: Eukaryota; Discosea; Longamoebia; Acanthamoebidae. The transcript has 10 exons.
AUGGGCAUCACGCCGUCGUCGUCGUCGUCGUCGUCGUCGUCACGUUCGUGUCCCACAUACAUGCUUUCCCCGCUAAGGUCGCCGCCGAUGCAGCCCGCGAUCAUCUGCACCAGCACCGGGGUCGCGGAGGUCCUGUGCGAGCUGCACCAUGCGCCCGAGCACUCGACCGGCACGCAACUGCGGCUGCUGGUCUCCGAGGCGCACGUCGAUGCCCUCCAGCCCUCGGUGACGGUGCACGGAUUCAAUGGCGGCCCGAUCUGGCGGCCGUGGACACACCUCACCCAAUGCCGCAUUAAGCGCGGCCGAGCCAACAAGGCCGGCUGGGUCGCGUUCUUCGUGUGCGACGUAAAUUGGGAAUGGCUCGAGUGCCGGAAUCUGGACCAGACGCACAGGCCCACCCGCCACCGCCUGGCCGUCAGCGUGACCAACGUCCAGGGCCAGGUCAUCUAUCGCCACCAGAUCACGCAGCACAAGAAGCGGAGGGCCGAGGUGCGCGAUGACGAUGACAAUGACGACGACGAUCAUGGUAAUGAAGCAGCCGAGGGUGAAGAUGCUGUGGUGCUGUGCCACUCGUGCUUCAACAAAUUCAACGCUCGCAAGGAAGGCCUUGACUCAUCUCUCCUUCAGUGCCUGCCAUUGGAGAAAGAGGCCUCAGAGUCAAACGACGAUCGUCAGCUCGCACAGCCCGCACAGACGGGUGUCGUCGAUGCGUUGCAUGGCAUAGGGCCUGUGGACGAUAUGCUCUGCGACCCUGAGGAGCUCACGGUCGAGGCCGGCCAAGAGCUGCAGCCUAUCACCUGGCGCUUGGUGGACCUCUGUAGACACACGAUCAAGGACGCCGAGGGCCACGUCAUCAUGCUCGAGAACUCCACACUGCGCGUUUCGGAACAGAGCAUCAAGUUGUCGAAAGGGGUUGCUACGUUCACCAAGCUCCAGGCAAUCAUUUCCGACGAGCAUCCUGUCGCCACCUCUCUCACGUUUCACUUUGAAGGCGAAGAUGGCAACUGCAGCUUGACGAAGCACCUGCCAGUGACCAUCACCGCACCGCUCGUGCCCAGCGAUGUCCACUUCUAUAUCCACGGGGAGCAGAGGCUGGAGCUGCAAGCUGGCCAGUCUCUCGGCGUCGUCCGCCUCGAGCUCGUGGACCAGGCUGGCCGGUCAUUCAACAGAGAGCGAAUGGUGUCGCUCUCCUUCGAGAUCCUAGGUGCCAGGUUCCGGCUCGAGGGUCAGAGCAACCUGGAGGUCGACUGUUCGCAAUUGAAGGCGCCCACAACCAGCGGCUCGUUCCCCGUACGAAUCUGCUAUCUGGGACCCGGCAAUCGCAGAUGCGACUUGGAGAAGCGCUUCCAGGUGAUCCCAGCCCAACCUCGCAAGUUGGUGCUCGGAGGAACCCCCAUCGUGAAAAAGUUCUACGUUAAGGAGGACAAGCCUGUGACGUUGGAUCUCGUUCUGCGGCUAGCCGAUGAGUUUUACAACCUGAUCGCUAACGACCAGCGGCUUCGACACCUGAUGAUUCAGCCUGUGCUCAUCGAUGGCGGGUCGAACCGACUCUCACUCCGUCCCGUCCAAUUCACGCCGGAGGGCCGGGCGCCGUUCAACGAGACACUCAGUCACUUGAAGCACACCUGUUGUCAAAUAUCCUGA